Messenger RNA from Thunnus maccoyii (southern bluefin tuna), 3946 nucleotides. It is a transcript of the gene scamp2, whose product is annotated as secretory carrier membrane protein 2. Gene Ontology annotation, biological process: protein transport. Bases 911 to 1852 code for a protein of 313 amino acids. Lineage: Eukaryota; Metazoa; Chordata; Actinopteri; Scombriformes; Scombridae. The transcript is spliced from 9 exons. Gene Ontology annotation, cellular component: recycling endosome membrane; trans-Golgi network membrane. The record is from RefSeq and is a predicted model, not a curated record.
CUUCACCCAACAUUUACAUUAACAUGUUUGUGACGGCCCCAGAGCCUGUUGCCUUUGGUCCUGUGGUUUGUGUCUGUGUGUUGCAGGUCCUUGGAUGGGUGGAGCUGAGGUGCCAUUUGAGUACUAACUGCAAACACCUGGCCGGUGCCCCAGAGCUUACUUAAGUCUGCCUGCCCUGAUUCCAGUUCUCUGAUCCCUUCCUCACUUACAAAGCCUUGGUUGUUUUUGCGUUUCCCUUUUUGGUUUUGUUUUACACUGACAACAUGCACCUCACAUUAGACAACACAUUCAUACACUUUCAAACAUCAUUGAUACUGACUUUCACACCUCAUUGCAGUUAUUAUUGAUAUCUACUUUUAUGAAUUUCAGUUCGUUGCUGCUGAGUUUGGCGUGUGUCUCCUUCUUUUGCUUUGAACCAGUCAUAACAAUGUUACAGACAUGCUAAACGAUAUAUGUCACAUGUAAGUUUAAAGGAGCCAUGAAAAACUCACUUUUUCAGUGCUUGUAUGUAUUUGGGUCUCUGAUGCGCCUACUAACACGCAAGCUGUGAAGUAAGACCACCCAGUCAGUUUGGUGUGAGCUGGCUUUCUCUGUACUCAUGUGAUUCAACAAGCUAUUCAGAUUUGAUGCCCCUUCUUACGUCACAUGGGACGAACUUAAACUAAACGAAGCUAAGCUAAGGGAAAAAAAUUUGCACGUAUCGCAAGGCUGGACUCGCUGCUGCUGUCUUCUGGAGGAAUAAACACCUGAUUCUGCUCUCAUUUGGAUCAGUUUACUGGCAGGAGGAGUUUGUUUUUUAAACUUUUGGGAUUAAGUGGAUUUACCUUCCAUCUCACUUCUCAACCUAACUGGAGCUAACACCGGAGUCACCCACCACCUCGGCCGCUGUCAUCAAUAAUAAACAUCUUAAAUGCCGGAUCCUUCUGUUACACAAGUGACCAACUCCUCUGUAGAACCAGUUGACCAGUUCAACCCUUUCCCUGCUCAUCCCACAGACAGCCUAGCUGCUCAUACUACUCCGGCUGCCCCCUCUCCCUACCAGCCUGCUGUGUUGCAGCCGUCUACAGAGCCAAGUCCACAGGCGACUGCUGCUGCAGCUCAGGCCAACCUGCUGAGGCAGCAAGAGGAGCUGGAGAGAAAAGCUGCCGAGCUGGACCGCAGAGAGCAAGAGCUACAGAGCAGAGGCUCGACAGGUAAAGAGAACAACUGGCCUCCACUUCCCAAAUUCUUCCCCAUUAAACCAUGUUUCUAUCAGGACUUCUCAGAGGAAAUCCCCCCGGAGUACCAGAGAGUCUGCAAGAUGAUGUACUAUCUCUGGAUGUUCAACUGUGUGACUCUGUUCCUCAACCUGCUGGCUUGUCUGGCUUACUUCACCACUGAUGCAAGCUACGGUGUGGAUUUCGGCCUCUCCAUUCUCUGGCUCAUCCUCUUCGCUCCCUGCUCCUUCCUCUGCUGGUACCGGCCCGUCUACAAGGCCUUCAAGACUGACAGCUCCUUCAGCUUCUUCUUCUUCUUCUUUGUGUUUUUCUGCCAAGUGGUGAUCUUCAUCAUCCAGUCUGUGGGCAUCCCCAAGUGGGGGAACAGCGGUUGGAUCGCUGCCUUCACCAUCAUCGGUACAAACAAGGCGGUGGGAGCCAUCAUGAUCAUAGUGGCCAUCCUCUUCACCAUGUGCGCCGUGCUGUCAGUCAUCCUGCUCAAGAUGGUCCACAGCAUGUAUCGCCGGACUGGAGCCAGUUUCCAGAAGGCCCAGCAGGAAUUCUCCCAGGGCGUCUUAAGCAAUAAAACCUUCCAAACAGCCGCUGCUGGUGCGGCAUCCAAUGCUGCCCAGGGAGCCUUCCAGGGAAACAACUAAUGGUAGUCUGAGCUAAGCUAAGCUCCAUUUAACAGGUCAAGGUGUAUAUGUUAUCAGGUCUAGAUGAUCAACUAAUACAAAGCUGAAUCAAUCAGGAAGUUUGGCAGCGGCUACAAAUUAAAAUCUAACCUUAUAACGAAUAGACCUUGAACCAGGUGAGGCUAUGUUAGUAGUCCACCCCACCCCCUCCCUCUCCUUUCACCCCCACUAUCAAUGCACAUAUAAAUCCCCAUGUUAACUUUGCUUUUCACAUCCAGCAUGUCUCCUGCCUGCAGAGUGACAUCAUGUGGCUCUGUUGGGCUUAAAAAAAAAGCAGUCGAGGGGGAAAAGUCUCACAUCAAGUGCAUUCUGGGGUGGAAAGCAUGAAUGAAGUUGACUGAUUGCUAUUUCAGUGUGUCUUGGCUUUGUAUAUUUUGUGUGCACUUUUCAGCAAUGCUCUUUAGUGUAAUGUGUGAUUGUGUACGUACAUAUGUACGUGCGUGUGCACCGGCAUGUUCAUCACAUGUAUUCAUGUGGCUGCAGUACGGUUUUUUUUUCCCACAGACGGAGUGGACUCUGAUUCUGUAAUAUAAAUAAGAUGAAGUGUUUCUGUGUGUCAUUGAUUGGCAAAUCUUUCUGUCUCGGAAAAGCAUUUCUCUCCCAGUUUGUUUCUCUUUUGUGUACCACAAAUUUAAUCUAAUGAGGAAGAAAAAUAACAAAAGUUCAUCAUGUAAUUAAUAAUAAUCUGCCUGUUUGAGUGGUUUGGACAUUAUUGUUACUGCAAUUAUCCAUUUAAGUCCGGAGUCAUUUAUUCAAUAAGAAAAAUACAUCAAAGUCCUCUGAUUUAUGGUCUUUGACGACAUGAGGGAGCCCCCAUCUCUUUCAGAAUGUGGUACACAUCGUCGAUUUUUAAAACACUGGCCUUAAAGUUUUGUCUGGAACCAAAAUUUUCUUUAGACAUUUUGGGAAAACCACUGUGGUGUCAGAAAAUUAGUGGAGAUCCUUCAUAGUGAAUCUACUCCUUCUUGUAUUCAGAUAAUGGUUUCUACAUACAGAUCACAUCUGCAAAGAGCAUCAACGUGCUUUUGCUUCAGUUAACGUCGUGCUUGUUGACAGUGAAAACCAUUAUUUGGUUUCACUUUAGGGAAAAUUUUCUUGCUAAAGCAUCAAACUAAUUCAUUUUUUUUCUGUAUCGUAUUAAUGGUUGAUGAAGCAGCUUGAGGUAAAUCUUGUUUAUCCUGUUUGCUACCAUUGUUAUUGGUUCCUAAGGAUACCAACGAAAUACUAACUAUGAAAAAUUAACAAUAACACCAGUGAAAUAAAUUAAUUUCCUCCGAGUAGAUUGACAGCUGCGGUUAAUACAGUUGGCUUUAAGUGGUCGAGUCAUUCUCAAUCUCUCAUUUAUUUCAGUACUAACAGUAUAUGCAGGAGGAGGAGGGACAGUUUAUUUUUCAUGUAGAAGUGCAACAGUGUAUUCGGCCAGUGUGAAUCAUAUGGAAUAAUCAGAAAAUAAUGAAGUCUGACUGUCACGGGUAUGACAGUAGACGCAGGCUAUUAUGUUUUCCUGAUUCGUAAUUUCUGCUAGAGCAGUGUGAAUUCGCCACAUAACUUAACUUCCUUUACAAAGUCAGUGUCUCAACAUCACCAGUAUGCAGCUAAGGUAUUGCAUCUUCACUUUUUCAUAGAUUGUUUAAUUAUUCAAAGGAAUUUCAUUGCUCGAAAGUCGUCUUCUUCUUCGUACCUCUGUAAAACUAUCACCAAGCCCUAAAUUAUUUGUGUACUGAUGUAUAUUUUCUAUGUGAUUUUCUUAUUUGGAAAAAAAAAACAAAACAUGCAUAUGUAUGUUUUAUUUGAUGUACUGUUUUAAAACAUUGGCUCGGAUGUGACAUACGUCAGCAAUCCUAAAGAACAAAUGCAAAUUCAGAGUUUGUGUGACGUUCUUGCAACAGAUAACGGUCUAAUUUAAAGUUUGAUCCUACAUCCUUUUAUGUGAUAGAAGAUUUGUAUUAAUUCACACAUCUCUGUAUGCGUUGUAUUGGGAGAGCAGAAUACAGUGCCUUUUGUAUUUCAAUAUUGAAUAUAGCAUCUAAUAAAAUGCUUUGCUUUCAUUUAAAA